AUGGCUAGCGAAGGACUUCCAAAGGAUCAGUUCUCUGAUCCUGAGAUCCAGGGAAUUCUGGAAGGCGAGGCGCGAUUUCGUCGACUAGGCUGGAAGCGAUUGACCAUCAUCACAAUUGUCGAAGCCAUUGCCUUGGGAAGUCUAGGAUUGCCUUCUGCAUUCGCUUCCCUUGGCAUGGUAGCCGGUGUUAUCUUGACUGUUGGCCUCGGUUUUGUGGCCGUGUAUGCAGGGUACAGUAUCGGCGAAACCAAGCUUCGAUACCCACAGGUCGGACACUAUGCAGACGUCGGUCAACUUCUGCUAGGAAAUGUUGGCUCGAAGAUUUUCCUCGGCAGCUUUGUCGCCCUCCUCGUCUUCGUCAUCGGAUCCCACUGCCUGACCGGAGCGAUCGCGUUCCAGACAAUCACCCAAAGCAGCGAAUGCUCGAUCAUUUUCAGUGUUGUGUCGGCUGUGAUUCUACUUCUUCUCGCUAUUCCCCCUUCAUUUGCAGAAGUGGCUAUACUGGGCUAUAUUGAUUUCGCCUCGAUCAUCAUCGCUAUUGGCGUCACUAUGAUCGCGACCGGGAUCCAAAGUUCGAGUGGCACCGGCACCUUCGUCGACCACACUCCUUGGUCAGCCUGGCCAAAGCCUGGACUUACAUUUUCGGCGGCCAUCGUGGCCGCUAACAAUAUCGUGUUCGCGUUUUCAUUCGCUGGAUGUCUGCCAUCGUUUAUGGAGGACAUGCACACUCCCGAAGACUAUACCAAAACACUCUGGUGGCUGGGAGGAAUUCAAAUCGUCAUUUACACCCUCACCGGCUCAAUCAUCUACGCCUUUGUGGGACAGGAAGUUCAGUCUCCCGCCUUGCUAUCAGCAGGUCCAGUUAUUUCCAGAGUCGUGUUUGGAAUCGCACUUCCCGUCAUCUUUAUCUCGGGAUCAAUCAACACGACCGUUGUCUGCCGAUACAUUCACGGCAAGGUAUACCAAGACUCAAUUGUCCGCUACGUGAACACAAAAAAGGGCUGGAUGACCUGGCUCGGCCUUGUGUUCGUCGUCACGAUUCUGGCUUGGAUCAUUGCAGAGGCAAUUCCGAUCUUUUCUGAGCUGCUUUCGAUCAUCUCGGCUUUGUUUGUGUCGGGUCUGUCCUUCUAUAUCCCACCAAUCAUGUGGUUUGUGCUUUUGAAAGAGGGCGCCUGGUACGAAAAGCAUAAUCUGAAACCGGCGAUCUUGAAUGGUGUCGUUUUCAUCGUUGGCAUGAUUAUCUUCGGAUGUGGCACAUAUUCUAGCAUCGCAGAGUUGAUUCACAAGUUCCAGUCGGGCUCUGUGAGCAAGCCCUUUACUUGCUCUUGA
Molecule: messenger RNA, 1329 nt
Organism: Penicillium salamii
Lineage: Eukaryota; Fungi; Ascomycota; Eurotiomycetes; Eurotiales; Aspergillaceae
Source: the annotation of a GenBank genome assembly